AUGUCAGCCUCGGCGCCAGCACCUCCAACCAUUGUGAUCAAUACUCCUGGCGCACCAACAUCGACCGUCUCUGCUCCCAGAACCGAGCCCGCAAAGGUGCGACCUCAGAAGCCCGCCCUUGUCAAGCAGUGCUACCUCUGCGACGAGCAGAACCCUGGCGACUUCUCUCCGACCACCAAAUUCCUCGAGACUUGCCUGCUCUGCUCCCGCCAUUUCUGCCCCAUUCACAAGUCUGUUAGCUGGGACCAGGUCUGCAACAUCAAUCAUGCCGAGUACUACCGCGAAUGUUUGGAGAAGGCAAGGCAAGAGUUAAUCGCUCAGGGGAAAACAUCCGAGGCAAACAGGCGAUCUCUUGCGGAGGUGUUGAUCAAUGAGGGUAUUUAUCCGAGUUUGGGCGAGCGGGAGAAGGCUAUUUUCACAACGAGCCCCGUCAGUGAGACCAAAAUGCAAGAACUCGCCAACUUCCGCUCCCUCGACGCCGCCCUGUCGGGAACUAGCACGCAGCCCAAAAGCCAGUUAAUUGAAGAGAAGGACUUUGUCGGGGCAGAUAUUGCUGUGUAG
This is a messenger RNA of Fonsecaea monophora, 561 nucleotides long. RefSeq lists its product as hypothetical. The record is from RefSeq and is a predicted model, not a curated record. Lineage: Eukaryota; Fungi; Ascomycota; Eurotiomycetes; Chaetothyriales; Herpotrichiellaceae. The coding region runs from base 1 to 561 and encodes 186 amino acids. The transcript has 2 exons.